GAUAUGGAAAGAAGAAGCGAUUGUGGUUUGCUAAUUCGUUGGAACCGAGGUCUCAGCUUGCCUUUUACACAAACGAAGCAUUAUCGACUGAAUAUUCUCGAUUUUCCACAUUAUAAAGUAAUUGGAGAUCGAGUUGUUCCAUCGGAUGGUAGGACAAAUCCAUGUUGGUUUGCCGAUUUGCGUUAUACUUAUGCAGCACCAUUGCCUCAUAAAUAUUAUGAAUCGAUUGCUGAAGUUGUUCUUCCAUCUCCUAUUGUUGGUCACGCAAUUGCAACAACGAGUGCUAUAUGUGGUCAGUCAUUUUCGAAAGUGUCGAAACGAGCCAAAUGUUUAUUGGAUGAAAUAAAGGCUAAGUUUUCCCGAUUCAUUUGCAAAAUUUGCGGUUAUUUGCUGUUUAAAAUCUUUCGAAGAUUGAUGAACAGUAUAUUUGUAUCGCCUCAUCAAAUGCAACGUCUUCAGGCGGCUGCUCAGACGUCUACUCCAAUUUUAUAUUUGCCUCUUCAUCGCAGUCAUUUGGAUUAUUUGCUUAUUACAUUUACUUUAUGGCAUUGGGGUCUUCAACUUCCACAUAUCGCUUCUGGCAGUAAUCUUAAUCUAUCCGGAUUCGGGUGGUUGCUGCGUGCAACAGGAGCAUUUUUCAUUCGUCGUCGAAUAGAUGGCGACGGAAGACCACCGAAUCUCGAUUUGCUUUAUCGGUCUGUAUUAGAAGCAUAUAUGAUAGAAAUUCUUCGUGCCAGAAUGCCGUUGGAAUUUUUUUUAGAAGGAACAAGAUCUCGAUUCGGAAAGCCUCUUCCACCUAAAAACGGCCUACUUUCUAAUGUUGUAAAAGCAGUACUACAAGGUACCUUAAAAGACGUGUGGAUAGUUCCUGUAUCGUUUACUUAUGAUAGCGUUGUUGAAGGAAUAUUUGAAAAUGAAUUAAUGGGUGUGUCUAGGCAAAAAGAAAGUGUAUGGAAAGUUAUGAGGCAUGUAAUCAGUGACUUCAAACGUGGUAAAUGUGGCUGUGUUUACAUUGAUUUCGGUCAGCCCACUCUUUUAAGUGUGCGUUAA
Dracunculus medinensis (Guinea worm) is the source of this 1050-nucleotide messenger RNA. The record is from the annotation of a GenBank genome assembly. NCBI's taxonomy places the organism in Eukaryota, Metazoa, Nematoda, Chromadorea, Rhabditida, Dracunculidae.